Chenopodium quinoa (quinoa) is the source of this 2677-nucleotide messenger RNA. RefSeq names its product F-box/FBD/LRR-repeat protein At5g56420-like. Lineage: Eukaryota; Viridiplantae; Streptophyta; Magnoliopsida; Caryophyllales; Amaranthaceae. The record is from RefSeq and is a predicted model, not a curated record. The coding region runs from base 805 to 2160 and encodes 451 amino acids. Gene Ontology annotation, molecular function: protein binding. The transcript is spliced from 3 exons.
AAUAAUAUAGUAGAGAGAAAUAUAAAAGGGUAUUAGUAAAAGUAAGAGAGAAGAUGGUGUAAAGAGAGAAUGAGGAAGAAUUUUUUUUUUUUUUUUUUAUCAUUGGUGGGAUAAAAAUAUGAUCACAAAAAUGCUCAUGAGUUAGAAGAGAGAGAAAGUGGGUAGAGAGAGAAUGAAGAAACCAAUUUUUGCUCAUUGUUGGGAAUGCUCUAAGGUAAGCUGGUAAGGUCGAAAGGGGAGGAAAUUUGUCACUUAUGAGAAUUGAACCUUGCACCUCGAGGCGAGCUCUUGGAGUCCUAGGCCACUUCACGUCUUCACCAAAGAAGAGAAAAUAUUGAACUGAUCCAAUUUUAUUUCCAGUUUCUUUCUCUGUAGUUCUACUUCAACCAACAGUCCAACACCAACUCGCUUGUAAUCCCUUCACUUGGUUUUUGCAACAAAUCCAAAUAUCAUGCCUUUCUGAAGAAUUUCUACUGUUACAUCUUGCCCUCAAACCCCUUCUCUUUUAAUCAGGUAAAUUUGCUUUUCUUCGUUCUCAAUUUUGAUAUUUUUCUGUUCAAAUUAUUCCCCAAUUUUGACCUAAUUAUAUGUUAUGUUAUUAUGUUCAAUUGUACCGCUAAGCCCUUAUUUUGUUCGAAUUUGUUAAUUAUACAACUAAUUUUGAUCUAAAUAUAUGUUUGAUGUAAAUACUACUGAAUUAAGCUUUUCAAUGUUGUUGCUCUAUUCAAUUAUAUCACUAAUUUUAUGCUUGCUUGAUGAUAUUCUCUGAAUUGAACCUUUCAGUAUUGUUUUUCUGCUAGAAUUAUGAUGAGCUUAAUAAACAUGGAAUCUACUUCAAAGAAAAGUAAGGCUUCUAUGAGAAACGAUGCAAGAGAUAGGUUGAGUGAAUUGCCUGAUGAAAUUCUGGUGCACAUUCUUUCAUUUCUGCCAAUUUUAGAUGCUGUUAGAACUGUGUUGAUUCGUAGAUUUGGUAAUCUUUGGACUUUGGUUUCCUCCCUUCAUUUUAAAGACUAUGAAUUUUUCAAAGCAGAGAAUUGGCCUGGUAUCAGAAUAGACUAUGAUGAACAUAUUCCUCGUUUUACUAGUUUUGUACGCAAUGUGCUGAUGCUUCACAAAGGGAUCCCCGUUGAUAAAUUCCUGCUUCGUUUCCUCGAUGUGGAUGUGUGUGAUGAUGAUUGUGAAUCAUUUAUCACAGAUAUAAAAUUGUGGAUAAGAUUUGCAAUAGGUAGAGAAGUCAAGGAAUUAGAAGUUCAAUUUGAAAUUGAUGAUUUUGAUUUGUUUUUGCCUCGCUGUGUCUUCACAAGUCAGUUUCUUGUUAAGCUGAAAUUUGAUCGCUGUGAAAUUGAAGGGCUAAGUAGAGUCCAAAUGGGAUCUCUAAGAAAAUUAUCACUUACCUUUGUUAAGGUGAGUAAUGAGAUGUUCAAGAAAGUCAUAUUUGGAUGCCCUUCUUUACAAGAGUUGGUUCUGAGGUAUGCAUAUGGCUUGAACGAGCUGCAAUUUACUGCUCCAAACAUUGAAAAGUUAGAUCUUAAAUCCCGUUACUUAAGUGUGCUUGAUUGCCCCAACCUGAAAAUUCUAAAUAUUCAUCUCAAUUGUAGCACAGUAUCAUGUCUUCAAAUAGAUAAUAUUUCAUCUGUUCGUGAAGUUCAUAUUGGAUAUGUGCCCCGGUUUGAAAAGAUUGUGAACCAGAUUUGUAAAGCUGAGGUUGUUAAAAUUUCGGAUGGAGCUUUUCUGCAAUCAUUCUUCAAGGAGUUACAUGUUCCACAAACCAGAUGGAAGUGUUUACAUAUUGUGUUAUAUGAAGACCAGUUCAUAGGUAUUUGCAGAGUCUUGAGAAGUUUACCUCACUUGGAAGAGCUCAUAGUAUCUUCAUGGAGGAAGGAUAAAACACAUGACCACCACAUGCUCUCCGAAGAGCUCUCUUCCCCUUGUGUGAUUCCACAACUCAAAACUGUCACCGUGCAUUGCUGUGCCGUACCUUGUCAGAGUCUACUUCUGCUAGCAAAAUUUUCGCUUAAAAGUUGUGUCAACUUGGAAAAGAUGGUAAUUUUACCCAGUAUGUGUAAUGUAGUUGAGGACUUUAAGUUUGUGAAGCAAUUAUGUAGCUUUCCAAGGGCUUCAACAAACGUAAGGGUAAUCUUUGGUUCAGAUAUUUACUAGUACCAGACUAACAGCUGCACCUUUGCUACUCAGUCUUGUUCGGCUUAAGUAUCAACGAUGGUGGAUAUUCUAUUCGACUGCUGAUGAAAUGGCUUAACUAUAGUACUUCAUGCUAUGUUUUAAGCUUGUAUUGAGCGCUGAAGGUUACUUGGCAGUCAGAAGAGUUUCUAUUUCUAUGUCGCGGCCAGAGUGAAUGUAUAGUUAAGUUGUUUUAUAACGCCAAGGUUUUCAAAUUCUAGGAUUAAAUAUCUUAGGUGAGUAUCCCUAAUCAUUUCUUUUGAUCUACAUCAAUUUUUCCAUGUUUAUAGAUGUAGAUAGUUAUGCUAGCUGGAAGAUGUAUCUUUAUCUUUUGACCUACAUCAUAUUUUCAAGUAUGUUUGUACAUAGAUCUGGGUGAUGGUUUAUAAACCUUCGUAUAUGCGUUAAAGAAAGAGUUUUUCUGAUGCAUACUAUAAUGUGGUACCCCCUCCUCUUUCUUUGACAAAUUAUACUAUAAUGUGGUUGAGUGGUUCCCUUC